Messenger RNA from Atta colombica, 372 nucleotides. RefSeq lists its product as uncharacterized. The record is from RefSeq and is a predicted model, not a curated record. The transcript is spliced from 3 exons. NCBI's taxonomy places the organism in Eukaryota, Metazoa, Arthropoda, Insecta, Hymenoptera, Formicidae. The coding region runs from base 179 to 361 and encodes 60 amino acids.
ACGAAAAAGAAGGAGAAAAAGAAAAGAGAACGGCUCUUCGAAUCUUUCAUGAAACCGAUAGUGAAUGUCGCGAAGGUGACGACAAGUUGAGUUGAACUGUCGAUGUGAUAUACUUUCGCAUUAUCAUUGCAGAUUACAGACAGCUCGAGGUUUUCGCAUCGUGUUCUUCGUUCUCACGAUGCAUCGACGAAGUGUGACAGAGGCGACAACGUUAACGGAAUUUGAGGAAAGCGUAUCCUUUGAUGCGGAUGAUCCUGACUUUGCGCCUAAGCCGAAUACAAUGCAAAACGUUCUCCGCAACGUGCAUUGCCUAGCUCUCGCGGAUGCCAAAAUCGACAUUAAUAAAGUUUCUUUGAAAUGAAACAAUCUUCU